AUGACAGAAUCACCUGCAAUUGACUUUGACGUGUUAUUUUACGAUCAUUUAAUCAAAGAAGAACCAAAAUUGGUAAAUAAAGUGUUCAGUGCGCAACGACGAGAUGAAUUAGAAAAGAGACGACGGUCAUCUGGUAAUUUUAAGCCGCUUAAAGAGGUUGUAAAGGAGUAUAAUAAAAUUGUAUGUCGAAAACGUAGCGCGAAUGGUAUUAUCAGUAAUUCACCAAUUGUUAAGAAAGCUCUAAGACAAAAUGAAAUGGAUGAUUCAAGCGGUAGCUCAGAUAGCGAGGAUCCAAUCAAGCAGGCUGCGACGAAGAUAAUCAAGAGUGGAGGAACAAAACGGCCUCCUGUUCCAUCAUCAUCUUCAAGUUCUGAUUCUGAUACUGAUAUUCCUGGACAAAUGAUUUCGAAAACAGUUAAAUUACCACAAACAAAAUUGUCCGGAUUCAGUAAUUUAUUAAUCACAACAAAGAAGGACGCGAAAAUUGCCAAACUCUCUCCAUCGCUUAAUCUCUUGACAGCAAAGAAGCAAAUGAAAAAGGAUAGUUCUAGUUCAUCAAGCGGUUCAGAUGAGGUUACGAAGGAAGAAAUUAAAAUUUCAUCAACUGCAAAACAAGUUGUAUCAAAGAAGGAUUCGUCGACAAGUUCUAGCAGUGACGACAGUAAUAGUGCCACAAAAAGGAAAUUACUGCAAAGUAGGCCCGGAAAGCCAAUCAGUGUUUUGUUUAACUCUAAUUUGAAGAAUAGUGUGGUUCCAGGAAGCUCAUCUGACACUAGUACUGAUGAUAAUGAUGGUAUGGGUUCGAAUGUAAAAGAAAAAAUUACUGGAGGAGCAAUUUCAGUUGCACCAUCUGCUAGUUUAGGAAAUGCGGUUGUUGCAAAAAGAUUGCCUAGAAGUUCAUCUGAGAGCACUUCAAGUGAUGAUGAUGCAGAUAAGAGUUCCAGGCCAUUAGUGCAAGGAGGUGUUUUCGAGAAAGCUGUUUCAACUGCGCGAAGCGCUAAUGUAAGAAGUGCAGCUGUUGCAAAAAAAUCUGAAAGUUCUUCUGAUAGCACUUCUAGCAGUGAUGAUGAUGCGGACAAAAGCCUAGGACUGAGAAAUGGCAUUAGGAAAGCAAUGCCAGCUACGCUAGGUGCUAAUGCGAAAAAUAUAGUCCCUGCAAAAAAAUUGGCUGAAAGUUCAUCUGACAGCACUUCAAGUGACGAGGAUAAUAAUACAAAUGAGAACGUGAAGCCACCAAUGCAGGGGAAAGCUCUGGAGAAAGCAGUUCCAGCAACAUUAAGCGGUAAUUUAAAGAACACGGCUGUUACGAAGAAACCAUCUGAAAGUUCUUCUGACACCACUUCUAGCAGUGAUGAUGAUGCGGACAAAAGAUUGAGGCCAGGAAAUGUUCCCAAGAAAGCAAUGCCAGCCACGCUAAGUGCUAAUGCGAAAAAUAUAGUUCCUGCAAAAAAAUUGGCUGAAAGUUCAUCUGACAGCACUUCAAGUGACGAUGAUGAUAAUGCAAAUAAAAGCGUGAAGCCACCAAUGCAAGGGAAAGCAGUUCCAGCAACAUUAAGCAGUAAUUUGAGGAAAGCAGCUAUUACGAAAAAAUCACCUGAAGCUUCCUCUGACAGCACUUCUAGCAGUGAUGAUGAUGCGGACAAAAAGUUGAGGCCAGGAAAUGUUGCCAGGAAAGCAGCUCCAGCUACUGUAAGUGCUAAUGCGAAAAAAACGAUUCCUGCAAAAAAAUUGGCUGAAAGUUCAUCUGACAGCACUUCAAGUGACGAUGAUGACACAAAUGAGAACGCGAAGCCACCAAUGCAGGGAAAAGCUCUGGGUAAAGCAAUUCCAAUAACAUUAAACGGUAAUUUAAAGAACACGGCUGUUACGAAGAAACCAACUGAAAGUUCUUCUGACAGCACUUCUAGCAGUGAUGAUGAUGCGGACAAAAGGUUGAGGCCAGGAAAUGUUCCCAAGAAAGCAAUGCCAGCCACGCUAAGUGCUAAUGCGAAAAAUAUAGUUCCUGCAAAAAAAUUGGCUGAAAGUUCAUCUGACAGCACUUCAAGUGACGAGGAUGAUAAUACAAAUGAGAACGUGAAGCCACCAAUGCAAGGGAAAGCAGUUCCAGCAACAUUAAGCAGUAAUUUGAGGAAAGCAGCUAUUACGAAAAAAUCAUCUGAAGCUUCCUCUGACAGCACUUCUAGCAGUGAUGAUGAUGCGGACAAAAAGUUGAGGCCAGGAAAUGUUGCCAGGAAAGCAGCUCCAGCUACUGUAAGUGCUAAUGCGAAAAAAACGAUUCCUGCAAAAAAAUUGGCUGAAAGUUCAUCUGACAGCACUUCAAGUGACGAUGAUGAUACAAAUGAGAAUGCGACGCCACGAAUGCAGGGAAAAGCUCUGAGGAAAGAAGUUCCAGCAACAUUAAGCAGUAAUUUGAGGAAAGCAGCUAUUACGAAAAAAUCAUCUGAAGCUUCCUCUGACAGUACUUCAAGUGACCAUGACGGUGUAAAUAGAAGUGUGAAGCAAUUUAUGCAGGGAAAAGUUCUUGGGAAAAGAGUUGCGGGCACGUUAACUGGUAAUUUGAGAAACGCGGCUGUUACGAAGAAGUCAUCUGAAUUUUCAUCUAAUAGUAGCGAUGAUAGUGCAGACAAGAAUCAGAAACAAUACAUAAAUAAGUCUCUUACAGUCCCGGAAAAUGAGAAACUUAAUGAUUGUGGGAAGAUUUUGGAUAAGAGGACUUCCAAGAUUCUAGCACAAACACCUGCGAAAGCUAUGUCUUGCACUGGGAAAUUUCGAGUUAAAGGACAUUUAGAUGAUGGCAGUUCGGAUUCCGAAAGCGAUAUUGAUAAAACACCGGCUAAAAAAACAAGGUUGCAGGUUCAUCACAAAGCAGCAGUGGCAAUUCGAAAGAAAGCAGCGGAUAUGAGCUCAUCAGAUUCUAGUGACAGUGACAGCAAUAAUGUAAUGAAGCUAGCGAAAAAUACGCAAAAAAAAGCUACCACCGUCUCGAGUAGUGCCAUGAAGAGUAACUCGAGUUCUCCGGAUUCUGAUGAGUUAGACCUUGAGGUAACAGGAAAAACUAAGGCAGCAAAAGCAAUUAGAGAUAAAACCUUUUCAAAUGAGAACACAUCAUCUUCUGAUUCCAGCAGUAAUAGCGAAGUAAGGAAAGCACAAAUUGCAGCCGUUGCAAAUCUCAAACAGCCAAAAAAAUCGUUGCAGCAAGUGGCCGUUCAGUCGGAAGUCAAGUCGAGUUCUGAUUCAUCUUCAGAUUCCGAAACAGUUAUUCCUGAAAAAAUAGCACGGAAGCAACAGCCAGUUAGGCUACAGCAUCAGCAGGAAGUGACAAGGAAGCAAAAAUUAAUGGGUGAUAGUUCAUCUGAUGGUAGUUCUUCCGAUGAUACUGUAGUUAAGACAGCUGAAAUGAUUAACAAAGCGGAUAGGAGAAAGAUUGAAAAUUCGUCAGAAUUAAAUCUGAGUAUAAAUAAAGUCAGCACCACAUCACGUGAACAUUUACAUCAAAAAUCAGCAUUAAAACUGUCAAGUAAUUCCAAAGUUUCUGUAGAAAGCAAUUCCGAAACUUCGUCAGGUUCAGAUUCUGAUGAAGCUACUUUGAGACCGUCGCAGUUGCAAACUGUAGCAGAGGUGCAGAUAAAUGGCAAACCUAAUCUUACAAAAGAUUCUGCUACCUCAUCAGAUUCAAGCUCAGAGAGCGAUAUGACUUCAAAGGAAAGAAACGUUGCAGUUAUUUGUAAGCAGGCUAAUAAAGGAACGUCAAAAGAUGUUAUCGGUUCCACAAAGAAAGCAGCAGCGAAACAGUUUGAUCAUUCUUUAAGUGGAACUGAUGAAGGCAAUGAUAAAAGGAAAGGUAGUAAUACUCUGGGGAAAGCUAUCGACACUCUGAAAACAGAUUCGUACGAGGAGGACAAAAAUAAAAAGAGUCGGAGUCAAAAAAACGCAGAUUUAAAGAAGGAAGACAAUAACACGGACUUGAAGGAUGAAAAUGAUAAUCCGGAGAAAAUGGGCAACAAUCAGAAAAGUAUGGGCAAAAACAAUAAAAAACAAAAGGUAUUGCAGAAUGAACCGUUUCGUCGAGUGAAGACUUCGAAGGAUGAAUUGCAUGACAAAUUUCGCGAUAAUUCUUAUCGAACAAAAACAUACGACCAGUGGGGUAGAAAAGCGUAUGAAGAUAUGAAAAAUGUACAGGGCAAAGGAUUUCGGCAUGAAAAAACGAAGAAGAAACGUGGGUGCUACAGUGGUGGUAGUGGUGCAAAGAUUGAUACCAGCUCUCAUUCGAUUAAAUUUAGUAGUGAUACUGAUUGA
Molecule: messenger RNA, 4296 nt
Organism: Brugia pahangi
Lineage: Eukaryota; Metazoa; Nematoda; Chromadorea; Rhabditida; Onchocercidae
Source: the annotation of a GenBank genome assembly